GAUCCCUAGCUUCGAACCACUCACUCACUGUUUACACAGAGUGCAGUUGGAGCCAAAACCAGGGAUUAAUUAAAGUUUAUAAACAAGAAAGAAAAUGAGUUGGGGUUGUUUUAGCAGUAGACCAGGCUGUGCUAGAGAAGCCAAAGGUUUGAGGAGAGAGAGAGAGAGGAGAGAGAGAGAGAGAGAGAGAGAGAGAAGAGAGAGAAGAGAGAGAAGAUUGCAUCCUCAAUGAAGAAACAAGGGUGUGAGAUUGAAGCAAUAGGCAUUAACUACCAGAUCAAAACACAAAGUAGAGAGCACCCUUUUAAGAUCUUCAGCAAAGGGCCACAAGAGAAUCAACAGAAGGUUGAUCAAGAACCAGAUCAAGAACAAGCCAAGGUUGAAGAACCAUGCCCCAGGGUGCGCCAAGUCCUGAAAGGCGUGAACUGCAGCGCAAAACCAUGGGAGAUUCUGGCCAUUGUGGGUCCAAGUGGAGCUGGAAAGUCAUCCCUGCUAGAAAUCCUAGCAGGGAAAGUCACACCACAAAGUGGCUCCAUUUUUGUGAACCAAAAGCCCAUAGACAAAGUUCAUUUCAAGAAAAUCUCAGGCUAUGUCACUCAAAAGGAUACCCUCUUUCCCUUACUUACGGUGGAAGAAACCUUAAUGUUUAGCGCAAAGUUAAGGUUAAGGCUUCCAGCAGCUGAGCUGAGAUCCAGAGUGAAGUCAUUGAUUCAGGAGCUUGGCCUGAAUCAUGUAGCUGGAGCUCGUGUCGGAGACGACAGGGUUCGAGGGAUAUCCGGUGGAGAAAGACGCCGCGUUUCCAUUGGUGUGGACGUAAUACAUGAUCCGAAAGUGCUGAUUCUUGAUGAGCCAACUUCAGGGCUUGACAGUACAUCAGCGCUCCAAAUCCUUGACAUGCUUAAGACCAUGGCUGAAACCCGGGGCAGAACCAUAAUUCUCAGUAUCCACCAACCUGGGUACCGGAUUGUAAAGUUGUUCAAUUCAAUUCUACUGUUGGCCAAUGGCUGUGUCUUGCACCAUGGCACCGUGGAUCAGCUUGGCGUGAACUUAAGGCUGAUGGGACUAGAACUUCCUCUUCAUGUCAAUGUCGUUGAAUUCGCCAUUGAAUCCAUUGAAACCCUUCAACAGCAGCGAAAGUUUCACCCAGUUCAACAAAAAAUGCUACCAAAGUUGCCAUCAACACUGCAACAAAAGAAAGGAGAUGAUCCAGGUGAGAGUAGAUCAAGUGGUAAUUUUACUCUACAACAGCUCUUUCAACAAUCCAAGGUUAUUGAUGAAGAAAUCAUCAAUACUGGAAUUGAUUUCCCUCCCGACUUUGCAAAUUCUAGAUUGCGAGAAACCAUAGUUCUCACUCAUAGAUUCUCCAAAAACAUCUUUCGGUCGAAGGAACUCUUUGCUUGUAGGACGAUUCAAAUGCUGAUCUCAGGGCUUGUCCUUGGCUCGAUCUUUUAUAAUCUCAAAGAUGACUUGGUUGGAGCCCAAGAAAGGGUAGGUCUAUUCGCAUUCAUUUUGACAUUUCUGUUAUCAUGCACCACAGAAGCUCUGCCAAUCUUUUUGCAAGAGAGGGAGAUUCUUAUGAGGGAGACAUCCUGCGGAAGCUACAGAGUCUCAUCCUAUGCCAUAGCAAAUGGACUUGUUUACUUGCCAUUUCUGCUCAUCCUAUCCUUUAUAUUCACAGUACCAUUAUACUGGCUUGUUGGGCUCAAUCAGAGUUUCAUGGCCUUUCUACACUUCUUGUUGUUAAUUUGGCUAAUUCUGUAUACAGCAAAUUCGGUUGUGGUAUGUUUCAGUGCUCUGGUGCCGAAUUUCAUUGUAGGGAAUUCCGUGAUCGCAGGCGUCAUGGGGUCCUUCUUUCUGUUCUCAGGUUACUUCAUAUCAAAACAUGAGAUUCCAAGUUACUGGAUUUUCAUGCAUUACAUAUCGCUGUUCAAGUAUCCGUUUGAAGGGUUUUUGAUAAAUGAGUUCUCCAACUCAGGAAAGUGCCUGGAGUACAUGUUUGGGAAAUGUGUGGUGAGUGGUGAAGAUGUGCUUAGAGAAGAAGGCUAUGGUGGGGAGGAAAGUAGGUGGAGAAAUUUGAUGGUUAUGGUAUGCUUCAUAUUGGUUUACAGGUUUAGUUCUUAUGUGAUUCUUCGAUGUAGAUGCUCUCAGAGAGGGCUCAAGGAUGCCCUCGUCUGAUGAACAUGGUGAAAAAUUCUCUGUGUCCUCGUUUGUGUUCGUUCACAUGUCUUGGUGUUUACUUAAAAUAGCACCCGCAGAUGAACAGCCAUAAAAAAUAAAGAGAAGACGUGUAAUUUCAUUUCUGCCA
This is a messenger RNA of Juglans microcarpa x Juglans regia, 2305 nucleotides long. RefSeq names its product ABC transporter G family member 5-like. Bases 229 to 2175 code for a protein of 648 amino acids. Gene Ontology annotation, cellular component: membrane. The record is from RefSeq and is a predicted model, not a curated record. The transcript has a single exon. Gene Ontology annotation, molecular function: ABC-type transporter activity; ATP binding; ATP hydrolysis activity. NCBI's taxonomy places the organism in Eukaryota, Viridiplantae, Streptophyta, Magnoliopsida, Fagales, Juglandaceae.